Messenger RNA from Sphenostylis stenocarpa, 1077 nucleotides. The record is from the annotation of a GenBank genome assembly. NCBI's taxonomy places the organism in Eukaryota, Viridiplantae, Streptophyta, Magnoliopsida, Fabales, Fabaceae.
AUGGAACCGCUUGUCAACUUCAUAAUUCGGCCACCCAGAGCUGAAUAUGAUCCAAAAAGUGAUUUAUUGGAUUAUGAAUUCAUGCUAAAAGGGAAAUGGUUUCAACGGAAGGAUGUGGAGAUAAAAAACAGCCGCGGGGAUAUUCUUCAAUGCAGUCAUUACAUGCCAAUUGUCAGUCCUGAUGGAAAGCCUCUUCCAUGUGUAAUAUAUUGCCAUGGAAACAGGGCUGAUGCCAGUGAAGCUGCUAUAAUUUUACUUCCUUCAAAUAUUACAGUUUUUACCCUGGAUUUCUCAGGAUCGGGAACCUCUGGAGGAGAGCAUGUCACUCUAGGUUCUAUCUUCCAAAGCAAUGGGGAAGUGGAUAUGAAAUCGUUACUGCUAUAUGAUAGGGAAUAUUGCCUAUUGAGCGUCACAAUGCCAAGCAGAGUCCAAAAGAAACAGUAUAGCAGGAAUGUUGAAAAGGAUGAUCUGAAGGCCGUGGUCAACUAUCUGCGGGCAGAUGGAAAUGUCUCUUUGAUUGGCUUAUGGGGACGCUCAAUGGGUGCUGUAACUUGCCUUAUGUAUGGAGCUGAGGAUCCUUCAAUUGCAGGGAUGGUUUUGGACAGUCCCUUCUCCGAUUUGGUUGAUUUAAUGAUGGAACUUGUAGAUACAUACAGAGUCCGUCUGCCAAAAUUCACAGUGAAGUUUGCAAUUCAAUACAUGCGAAAAGCAAUACAGAAGAAGGCAAAAUUUGACAUAAUGGACUUGAACACCGUUAAGGUAGCAAAAUCUUGUUUUGUUCCUACUCUAAUAGGGCAUGCCAUUGAAGAUGAUUUUAUUCGUCCUCAUCAUUCAGAUCGUAUACUUGAAGCUUAUAUGGGAGACAAAAACAUAAUUAAAUUUGAUGGAGAUCACAAUUCUCCCCGUCCUCAGUAUUUUUUUGAUUCUGUAAACAUCUUUUUCCACAAUGUUUUGCAACCUCCAGACGAUGAGCUUGGGGAAUCAUUUUUUGACAUUAUGAAUGAUUACUUUGGUAAGGUAAACUCACCAUGCAUCUCUUUGGUUCCAUUUGGUCAAAUGCCAAGCUCCAUUCGUUAA